AUGGAGUCCAGAUCCUGGGAAAGCUUGUCAAACGAAAGUCAAGCCUCGUCAGGGCAAACGCUGUUAAGCGACGAUCCUAAGCCUGGGACGUGGGCAGAGCCAAAGGAGGUGGAGCGCUCCGAUCUGCGACUGGUCCGCGAUGAUAUCUCUCUGGAUAUAUUUCUAGUGGCUGUUGCAGAGCUGUCCGAGAGAUUUACCUAUCGGGCGGUGACAGCGCCAAUACAGAAUUACAUUCAGAAUACACGGGACGAUCCAUUGCACCCGGGGGCCCUGGGAAUGGGCCAGACAGUAGCGACCAGUAUUAACUAUGUUUUUGUGGGGUGGUGCUACCUAUCUCCGGUUCUAAUGGGUAUCAUAGCAGAUAGCCUUCUGGGUCGCUACAAAACCAUCGUUAUGGGGACGGGGCUAUCUGCAUGCGGUGUAUUGAUCUUGUUUUCUACAUCUCUUCCAGUGAGCCUGGAGCAUGGAGCUGGUCUCCCGGGACUCAUGGCCGCGUUGGUUUUGCUCGGACUGGGGACCGGUGCUAUCAAGAGCAAUGUCGCACCACUGAUUGCGGAGCAGUAUCACUCUAUCGGGGCACGGGUGAAGAGCUUGCCAGAUGGUGAACAGGUUCUGGUAGAUCCAAACGUUACAAUUCAGGCAAUUUAUGCCCGAUAUUACUGGGUUAUCAACUUGGGUGCACUAUCGGUUAUACCGGUCUCUUGGUUAGAGCUUAAAGUAGACUUCUGGGCCGCCUUUAUGCUGCCGUUAUGCUUUUGGGCCCUGGCAAUCGUAGCGCUUCUUGCUGGUCGCACGCGUUAUAUUGUGCAACCGCCGAACGGAUCAGCUAUUACUAAGGCAAUGCGAGUCCUAUGGAUUGGCAUCAAAAGCGGAGGCAGUCUCGAGGCAGCUAGGCCUUCAUCUCUGGAAAAGACCGGUGUCUCCGUGCAAUGGGAUGAUGUGUUUGUGGAUGAACUUAAACGUGCCCUGGUGGCAUGUCGUGUAUUUUUGAUCUUCCCCUUAUAUUGGAUUUGUAACGGGCAGGCAAGUUCGAAUCUUGUCAGUCAAGGUGCCUCAAUGGAUACUCAUGGCAUACCGAAUGAUAUGAUGGGAUGUCUUAAUCCGAUCACAAUACUCAUUGCAGUACCGUUGUUUGAGCGCUUUGUUUACCCAACGUUGCAUCGCUUUCAUAUCAAGUUCAAACCCAUCAGCCGGAUCACGACAGGCUUUCUCUUGGCGUCCUGCGCGAUGGCUUUAGCCGCCGGUCUCCAGGAACUGAUCUACGAGACCUCCCCAUGCCAAAGAAACCCAACUACUGACAGUUGCAAAGGAGUACCUCCGGCUCGAAAGAUCAGCCUACUCUUGCAGAUACCCGUUUACUGUCUGAUGGGUCUAUCCGAGCUUUUGGCAAUGCUAUCCGGGAUGGAGUAUGCCUACACGAAAGCGCCAAAGUCCAUGCGUAGCAUCAUCAUGUCCCUUUUUCUUUUGGCCGGGGCUUUCGGUUCCUCCAUUGGCGUUUCCCUUUCGCCGACAUCUGUAGACCCCAAGGUUCUGAUAGAAUACGUAUCACUCAGUGCCACUAUGCUAGUGGCCGCUAUCAUCUUCUUUCUGUGCUUCCGAAAAUACAAUAGGAUGGAGGAGAGUAUGAACAAGCUGUUGGAUGCAGAUUGCCCGAGAAGGCGUUCAUGGGACACAGAUGACACACCCCGGCUGGAGAGGCAGUGA
Aspergillus caelatus is the source of this 1704-nucleotide messenger RNA. Its product is annotated as putative POT peptide transporter. Gene Ontology annotation, molecular function: tripeptide transmembrane transporter activity; dipeptide transmembrane transporter activity. Lineage: Eukaryota; Fungi; Ascomycota; Eurotiomycetes; Eurotiales; Aspergillaceae. Gene Ontology annotation, biological process: transmembrane transport. The coding region runs from base 1 to 1704 and encodes 567 amino acids. The record is from RefSeq and is a predicted model, not a curated record. Gene Ontology annotation, cellular component: plasma membrane; fungal-type vacuole. The transcript is spliced from 14 exons.